AUGACCUCGUUUUUUUUUUUUUUUUUUUAGAUUUUCUUGGUUCUUAUUGAGAUCUCCUUUUACUUUAUAUUAUGGUUAUUUCUGGCAUACGUUUGGUCUUAUUUACUUUAGGUUUUGAUUACCAAUUUAGGCAAAUUGGACAAUUUUCUUGAACAUGAGUAACUAAUUUCUCUUUGUAUCUACCAAUCUUAAAGAGAAGAAGGUAUGGGGAGAGGAAAGAUUGUGAUUAGAAGGAUUGACAAUUCAACAAGCAGGCAAGUGACCUUCUCGAAGAGAAAAAGUGGGUUGCUUAAGAAGGCUAAGGAGCUAUCAAUCCUUUGUGAUGCUGAGGUUGGAUUGAUUGUCUUCUCUAGCACCGGCAGGCUUUACGAUUAUGCCAACACUAGUGUGAAAUCAGUUAUCGAUCGGUUCAGCAAACUAAGAGAGGAGCAUCGUCAACUACUGAAUCCUACUUCAGAAGUCAAGUUUUGGCAAAGGGAGGCAGCAAGCUUGAGGCAACAAUUACGGCACUUGGAAGAAUGCAGCAGGCAGUUAAUGGGGCAAGAACUUUCUGAUUUGAAAGCCAAAGAUCUACAAAAUUUGGAAAGACAGCUGGAGAUAAGUUUGAAAGGUGUCCGGACAAAAAAGAACCAGAUAUUUGAUGAUGAAAUAAAAGAACUGAACCAGAAGGGAAAUUUGAUACAUCAAGAGAAUAUAGAACUGUAUAACAAGCUAGACCUCAUAGGUAAAGAGAAUGAGGGACUGCAAAAGAAGAUUUACGAAGCAAGGGAUGUGAAUCGAGGAAACAAAACUUUCCAGCCUCCAUAUAGCAUCAGUAAUGCACAUGAUUUGCACGCACCCAUCCAUCUGCAGCUAAGCCAGCCACAUAUUCAAACUCAGCCUGGGCCUGGGCUUAAGAAAGAUGAAGUCCCAGCAAAAGCAAUCAAAUUAGGAUUACAACUGCAUUAGCAAAGUUGCUUCACGGCUGUGGAUGGCUAUGUCAUAAUGCAGAAACUUGCACCACUGUGAAACCCAAUCUUCUAAGAGUGAAAUGUCAUACUUUCACUAAAUGGAUUCCACCGAAGGACCAACGGCUUUGGUAUGAAAGGCUCUGCAAAUGUACUGUAAAACAAAAUUUAGGAUCUCUGUAAAAGUAUUAGACAACCAGUUAGGUGUAAUUCAUGCAAUAAUGGGAAACAGUAGUGUGUCAGGACCAACUUUUAUCUGUAUUAAAAAUGUGUUGUGACCAACCGCAGAACAAAUGUCAAUUGUUAUACCUAUAUUUUAUUUUAAUGAAUAAAAAAAGCAUCCCGAACAAGAUGACU
Molecule: messenger RNA, 1304 nt
Organism: Pyrus x bretschneideri (Chinese white pear)
Lineage: Eukaryota; Viridiplantae; Streptophyta; Magnoliopsida; Rosales; Rosaceae
Product: MADS-box transcription factor 23-like
Exons: 8
Coding region: 205-948 (247 amino acids)
Biological process (GO): positive regulation of transcription by RNA polymerase II
Cellular component (GO): nucleus
Molecular function (GO): DNA-binding transcription factor activity, RNA polymerase II-specific; RNA polymerase II cis-regulatory region sequence-specific DNA binding; protein dimerization activity
Source: RefSeq, a predicted model, not a curated record